Messenger RNA from Rhinolophus ferrumequinum (greater horseshoe bat), 3956 nucleotides. It is a transcript of the gene COL6A2, whose product is annotated as collagen type VI alpha 2 chain. The record is from RefSeq and is a predicted model, not a curated record. Lineage: Eukaryota; Metazoa; Chordata; Mammalia; Chiroptera; Rhinolophidae. The transcript is spliced from 28 exons. The coding region runs from base 187 to 2940 and encodes 917 amino acids.
GGAGGGCUCGGAGGGGGCGGGGUGGAUAUAAGACGACAGCCCCUCCCGCGGUCCCCUCCCUCCUGCCCACUCGGCUCCCGCUCUCGCUGUCUGGACCCGGAGCCUCCUCCGGACGGGUCCCGCAAGGUCGCCCCGCACGCGCUGCAAGUCAGGACGAGGACAUCAGGGCGCACGGGUGCUGCCGAGAUGCUGCGAGGCCCCUGCUCUGCCCUCCUGCUCUGGGGGCUCCUGGGGACGCUCCACGCCCAGCAGCAGGAGGUCAUCGCACCCGGCACCUCCGAGAGAAACAGCUGCCCAGAGAAGGCCGACUGCCCGGUCAACGUGUACUUCGUGCUGGACACCUCGGAGAGCGUCACCAUGCAGUCCCCCACCGACAGCCUCCUGUACCACAUGCAGCAGUUCGUGCCGCAGUUCAUCAGCCAGCUGCAGGACGAGCUGUACCUGGACCAGGUGGCCCUAAGCUGGCGCUACGGCGGCCUGCACUUCUCCGACCAGGUGGAGGUGUUCAGCCCACCCGGCAGUGACCGGGCGUCCUUCACCAAGAGCCUGCAGGCCAUCCGCUCCUUCCGCCGCGGCACGUUCACCGACUGCGCGCUGGGCAACAUGACCAGGGAGGUCCGGCAGCACGGGGCCAAGGGAGUGGUCAACUUCGCGGUGGUCAUCACCGAUGGCCACGUCACCGGCAGCCCGUGCGGCGGCAUCAAGCUGCAGGCCGAGCGGGCCCGCGAGGAGGGCAUCCGGCUCUUCGCCGUGGCCCCCAACCGGAACCUGAACGAGCAGGGCCUGCGCGACAUCGCCAGCAUGCCCCUGGAGCUCUACCGCAGCAACUACGCCACCAUGCGGCCCGAUUCCACCGAGAUCGACCAGGACACCAUCAACCGCAUCAUCAAGGUCAUGAAACAUGAGGCCUAUGGAGAGUGCUACAAGGUGAGCUGUCUGGAGAUCCCUGGGCCCCCUGGCCCCAAGGGCUACCGUGGACAGAAGGGUGCCAAGGGCAACAUGGGUGAACCUGGAGAGCCUGGACAGAAGGGGCGACAGGGCGAUCCAGGCAUCGAAGGGCCCAUCGGAUUCCCAGGACCCAAGGGUGUUCCUGGUUUCAAAGGAGAGAAGGGAGAAUUUGGAGCGGAUGGGCGGAAGGGUGCCAGUGGCCUGGCUGGCAAGAAUGGGACUGACGGACAGAAGGGCAAGCUGGGGCGCAUCGGACCUCCUGGCUGCAAGGGCGACCCCGGGAGUCGGGGCCCCGACGGCUAUCCAGGGGAUGCAGGCAGCCCUGGGGAGCCAGGAGACCAAGGAGCCAAGGGGGAUGCUGGCCGCCCAGGACGCAGAGGACCCCCAGGAGACAACGGGGCCAAGGGGAGCAAGGGCUAUCAAGGCAACAACGGAGCCCCAGGAAGCUCUGGUGUGAAAGGAGCCAAAGGCGGGCCUGGGCCCCGAGGACCCAAAGGCGAGACCGGGCGCAGGGGAGACCCCGGAACCAAGGGCAGCCCGGGCAGCGAGGGCCCCAAAGGCGAGAAGGGGGACCCUGGCCCCGAGGGGCCCCGGGGCCUGGCCGGGGAGGUUGGUGGCAAAGGAGCUAAGGGAGACCGAGGCCUGCCUGGACCCAGAGGUCCCCAGGGGGCUCUCGGGGAGCCCGGGAAGCAGGGAUCUCGGGGAGACCCCGGUGAUGCUGGUCCCCGUGGAGACUCGGGACAGCCUGGCCCCAAGGGAGACCCUGGAAGGCCUGGGUUCAGCUACCCAGGACCCCGAGGCACACCCGGAGAGAAAGGAGAGCCAGGACCGCGCGGCCCCGAGGGGGGCAGAGGCGACUUCGGUGUGAAAGGAGCACCUGGGCAGAAAGGAGAGAAAGGGGAACCUGCAGACCCUGGUCCCCCUGGCGAGCCAGGCCCUCGGGGGCCAAGAGGAGCCCCAGGACCUGAGGGAGAGCCCGGCCCCCCUGGAGACCCUGGCCUCACGGAGUGCGAUGUCAUGACCUACGUACGGGAGACGUGCGGGUGCUGUGACUGCGAGAAGCGGUGUGGUGCCCUGGAUGUGGUGUUUGUCAUCGACAGCUCUGAGAGCAUAGGCUACACCAACUUCACGCUAGAGAAGAACUUCGUCAUCAACGUGGUCAACAGGCUGGGGGCCAUCGCCAAGGACCCCAAGUCCGAGACUGGGACCCGCGUCGGUGUCGUGCAGUACAGCCACGAGGGCACCUUCGAGGCCAUCCAGCUGGACGACGAGCGCAUCGACUCGCUGUCCAGCUUCAAGGAGGCCGUCAAGAACCUCGAGUGGAUCGCAGGCGGCACCUGGACGCCCUCGGCCCUCAAGUUCGCCUAUAACAAGCUCAUCAAGGAGAGCCGGCGGAAGAAGACGCGCGUGUUUGCGGUGGUCAUCACUGACGGCCGCCACGACCCUCGGGAUGACGACCUGAACCUGCGGGCGCUGUGUAACCACGAGGUCACCGUGACAGCUAUCGGCAUCGGGGACAUGUUCCACGAGAAGCACGAAAGCGAGAACCUCAACUCCAUUGCCUGCGACAAGCCCCAGCAGGUGCGCAACAUGACGCUCUUCUCUGACCUGGUGGCCGAGAAGUUCAUCGACGACAUGGAGGACGUCCUGUGCCCGGACCCCCAGAUCGUGUGCCCGGACCUUCCCUGCCAAACAGAUGGACCGCGGCCUGGCAGCGAGCCCCUGGUCACCUUCCUCCGCACGGAAGAGGGCCCAGACACCUCCUUUCCCAAGAGCGUCCCCCUGAUCCAACAGUUGCUAAACGCCACGGAGCUCACGCAGGACCCGGCCUCCUACUCCAGGCUGGUGGCCGUGCUGGUCUACACCGCCGAGCGGGCCAAGUUCGCCACAGGAGGCGAGCGGCAGGACUGGGUGCAGCUGUUCAUUGACACCUUUAAGCUGGUGCACAGGGACGUUGUGGGCGACCCGGAGACCGCACUGGCUCUCUGCUGAAGCCACAGGGCCACUGCUCGGAGAGGCUGGAGCUGCCCCCACUGGGCGCCCGCUGGGCACAGGGGCCUGACGACAACAGGAACCUCUCAGUCUGGAGGCCUGACGCCAAGAUCCCGGUGUCAGCAGGGCCGUGCUCCCUCUGGGGGCUCCCGGGAGGGUCCUUCUUGCCUCCCAGCUGCUAGCUGCCUGCAUGGUCGCAUGGCCUCCCCUUCUGCAGCCUAACCUCCUUCUUUCUCCCUUAUAAGGACGUAGGUGGCAUUUAGGGCUCACAGAUAACCCUGGACAAUUUCCCAUCUCCGUCUGUAAUUCUGUCCCAUCCGCAAAGCCCUGUUUCACCACAGAAGGUCACAUUCGCAGAUUGGGACAUGGGCAUCUUUGAAAGGACAGUAUUCAGGUGACCACACCACCCUGUCUAGCUGAGCUGUCUCACGCAUCUGGGGGACGUAAAAGUCCCCUAUUAGGUCAAACCCGGCUGCCAAAACUGUUGGCUGACAGUUGGGGGAGGGACUACAGACACCAUAUACUCAUCUUUCUCCAGCCCCAGGCCCCUGGGAGAGGCAGGGCUUCGAGGACACUCAGACACACACUGCUUCAGUCUGCAUCCCCUCCUGGUUCCUGGGGCCAGUCUCUGCGCCACAGGUGGGGGUCAUCAGAAGGAAAGAAGGGGAACAGCAGAGCCUCCUAAACACUACAACACCCCAGGCUUAGCCUCCGGCCUCUGCCCGGUCACCCUGUGUUCGGGAGAACUCCCCAAACCCCCUCUCCCGCAUGUCUGUCUGCUUGUAGGACUAGAAGUCAAGGCACCUGGAGAACCUGCUGAGCUCUCAGCUGUCCUGGCUGUGCAUCUAAAGGCUGUUCUUUCUUUGCACUGUCACCAAAAUAAGCUACUUCAUUAAUAAGCUCCUUAGAAAAGUGUCCUGUGUGCUGGCCCCCAGCACCACGUGGUGACACUUCUGGGGGUCGUCCUUCAGAUGCUUUGAGCACACCUUCAACAUCCUAUAAAAGCUGGAAAACAA